Molecule: messenger RNA, 2422 nt
Organism: Poeciliopsis prolifica (blackstripe livebearer)
Lineage: Eukaryota; Metazoa; Chordata; Actinopteri; Cyprinodontiformes; Poeciliidae
Gene: otx1
Product: orthodenticle homeobox 1
Exons: 4
Coding region: 381-1373 (330 amino acids)
Biological process (GO): regulation of transcription by RNA polymerase II; multicellular organism development
Cellular component (GO): nucleus
Molecular function (GO): RNA polymerase II cis-regulatory region sequence-specific DNA binding; DNA-binding transcription factor activity, RNA polymerase II-specific
Source: RefSeq, a predicted model, not a curated record
UAGAAAUCACCUUUAACAGCCUGACAGACGAGCGACGAGCCCCCCUGAAAAAGGCAAAUGAGUUUGAUUUGUGCGGCCGUAAAAACGCCCGGAACCGCGGCGAGGACGCGCUGAGCCCGUCUGCGCCUCCUGUCAGGGUUUUUUUUUCUUGCAUAUAUUUCUAUACAUAUAUAUCCCAUGAUGCCGCAGGCUUUGCGCACUGUUGCUUGGUUUUGAACGAGUCUUCCUCCUACUGGAUAAUUUUACUCGCCUCUUGAGGUCCGAGAGGAGGAGAGGAGCGAAACAAGUGACGUGAAUCGGCCUCCUGCUCCGUCAAGCUGCAGCAUCGGGGGAAGCUGAACCACUGGCCUGAGCUGGGUGGAGCAGUGACCGCCUGUAGCAUGAUGUCCUACCUCAAACAGCCCCCCUACGGGGUCAAUGGCCUGGGGCUGAGCGGCGCUGCCAUGGACCUGCUGCACCCCUCGGUGGGGUACCCAGCGACUCCCCGGAAGCAGCGGAGGGAGCGGACCACCUUCACGCGCUCGCAGCUGGACGUCCUGGAGGCUCUGUUCGCCAAAACCCGGUACCCGGACAUCUUCAUGCGGGAAGAGGUGGCGCUGAAGAUCAACCUGCCGGAGUCCCGAGUUCAGGUGUGGUUCAAGAACAGGAGGGCCAAGUGUCGCCAGCAGCAGCAGAGCGGCAGCAGCGCCAAAGCCAGGCCGCCCAAGAAGAAGUCCUCUCCGGCCCGGGAGAGCACCGGCUCGGAGAGCAGCGGUCAGUUCACCCCUCCCGCCGUCUCCAGCGCCGGCUCUUCCUCUUCCUCCACCUCGUCCACCAACCACGCGGGGCCCGCGGCGCUCAGCAGCACCUCUACCUCCAUCAGCACCGUCUCCUCCAUCUGGAGCCCCGCCAUCUCUCCGGGAAACGCCCCCGCGCCCGCCGUCGCCCCGCUCCCCGAGCCGGGACCCCCGUCCAACGCCUCCUGCAUGCAGCGGUCCAUGUCGGGCUCGGCCGCCGCCGCCACCUCCUACCCCAUGUCCUACAACCAGACGCCGGGCUACGGCCAGGGCUACCCGGGCCCCUCCAGCUCCUACUUCAGCAGCGUAGACUGUGGCUCCUACCUGGCGCCCAUGCACUCCCAUCACCACCCCCACCAGCUGAGCCCCAUGACGGCCUCCUCCAUGUCCGGCCACCCGCACCACCACAUCAGCCAGUCGUCGGGGCACCACCACCACCACCACCAGGCCUACGGCGGCUCCGGCCUGGCCUUCAACUCCUCCGACUGCCUGGAUUACAAAGAGCAGACGGCGGCCUCGUCGUGGAAGCUCAACUUUAACGCCACGGACUGCUUGGACUACAAAGACCAGGCCUCCUGGAGGUUCCAGGUCUUGUGAUCAGCUUUUUAACUUUUUCUUUUUUUUUACAUCUUGGCUUCUUUUCCUGCUGCCCCCCUCUUCUAUUAGUUUGUUGCUUGUUAUUAAAAACAAAGAGUUUAUGAACCGUGACGACCUGCUCUGCAGUCGAACUGCUCUCCUCCCCACCUGCCCUCCGUGUUAUCGAGAAAAAAAAAAGAAGAAAAAAUGACAAAACUAAAAAAAACAAAAAGAUCCCACUGAGCAUCAGGAGCAGCUUUGAGGCGAUUUCUAAACAUGUGGAGGAGCUUAAAAACUGUUCUACAAAAACGCGACUCGGACAAACUCCUUCGACCAGCAGCCCUCUGGACGGGAGGAAUAUUUUCCCCUCCGUUGCACUGAAACAAACUGCCCUCCUGCCCUCCUGCCCCUCUCACCCCCGGCCCUGCCAGAUUCUGUACAGUUUUUAUUUCUCAAAUUUGUUAUUUUAGGACAACAGAGAUUUUUAGUCAGCUGCAUCGCGGAGCUGAAAUAUGUAAAUACUAUUUGGGUCAGUUGCAGUGACCAUGUUUAGCUUUUUGUUUUGUUUUGUUUCUUUUUCUGAAUUUAAAAUUGUUUAUAACAACUUUGGGAGGGAGGGGAAAAAAAGCAAAACAAAAAAGAGAGAAAAAAACGCAGCAUGUAAAUCUUUCUCAAUAUUCCAAAGAUGAUAAAUUGGCCAUGAAGUUGCGUUUUUUUGUUGUUUUUUUUUCACAUGGGGUUUUAUGCAGAAAAAAAAAAUACGUGAAAAUUUUUGGAUGUCUUGGAUUUAAUGAAAGGCAUCAGACCGGGUGCAGAUGUUACUGCAGCCUCCACAUUUCCCAACCAGAUCUCCUUUCUUGAGCAUUGUGGUGGAACUGGACAUGUUUGAACCGCAGCACUUGGCUUAAUUGUGGGGUCAAAGUCUCUCUUUUUUUUGUGUUUUAUUUUAUUUUUUAUUAUUAUUAUUAUUGGAGGGGGAAAAUGUGGAUUUAAUGAUCCAAAAGAGAGAGAGAGAGAUGUUGAAUGUAUCUUAAAGGCAACAACACUUGCAUACAUGUUCAUCCAAUAAA